AUGGCUGACUCAACAUGCGUGGAUGCCCAGGAGGAUCUGACUGAUGAUCAAAUCCAGCAGCUCCUCCUUGAAGCAGAAACUCGUCUGCGAGGUUCUAAUGCAUUGGGCACUCAAACUGAGGAGACAUCACUGAGGAUUCCCAAACUGUCACCUGGCUCCACGUUGGAACCAUACGUUCGCCAGGGAGAUGGUGUUGCCACUGUCGAUGCUGCAAAGAUCGUCAACCAACAACAGAAGGAGUUGUCCAACUCUCUUCGCUCGGUUGGGGUCAAGAAAGAGAAUAAAGACAAGCCUACUGCUGGGCCCGAGUGGUUCAACCUCCCGAAGACAGAAAUGACGCCAGAGCUUAAGCGAGAUCUACAGCUCAUUCGGAUGCGUUCUGUGCUUGAUCCCAAGCGUCACUACAAGAAAGAAAAUGGCAAGGCCAAACCACCAGAGUACUCCCAGGUUGGAACCAUCAUUGAAGGUCCCACCGAGUUCUUCAGCAAUCGGAUUACCAAGAAGGAUCGCAAGAAGAACUUUGUCGAGGAAACGUUGGCGCUUGAGCGUGGCACCAAGCGCUUCCAGUCCAAAUACAGAGAUAUUCAGGCCAGCAAAUCAAGCGGAAAGAAGUCCUUUUAUAAGGAUUUGCAGGCUAAGAGAAGCCGAAAGAACAAGUGA
Molecule: messenger RNA, 660 nt
Organism: Penicillium paradoxum
Lineage: Eukaryota; Fungi; Ascomycota; Eurotiomycetes; Eurotiales; Aspergillaceae
Product: Fcf2 domain-containing protein
Exons: 3
Coding region: 1-660 (219 amino acids)
Biological process (GO): RNA processing
Cellular component (GO): nucleolus
Molecular function (GO): RNA binding
Source: RefSeq, a predicted model, not a curated record